UCAUCUUCCUCUCUUCCCUACCACCACCACCAGCGACCAGCCUCGCUCACACCUACUCACCACAUCACCUAAUCUCCGCAACACUUAUCAACUAAACAUGUCCGGCCGUGGCAAGGGUGGCAAGGGUCUCGGAAAGGGUGGUGCUAAGCGCCACCGCAAGAUUUUGCGUGACAACAUCCAGGGUAUCACCAAGCCCGCUAUCCGCCGUCUCGCCCGUCGUGGUGGUGUGAAGCGUAUCUCUGGUCUCAUCUACGAGGAGACUCGUGGCGUUCUCAAGAUCUUCCUCGAGAACGUCAUCCGUGACUCCGUUACUUACACUGAGCAUGCCAAGCGAAAGACCGUCACUGCUCUCGACGUUGUGUACGCCCUCAAGCGUUCCGGGCGUACGCUGUACGGAUUCGGUGCCUGAUCGUGUUUCGCUAUGUAUCUAUAUGUCGAGUGUAGUUUUAUCGGAUGUUCCACCUCUCUUAUAUUCGUCUCGUAUAAUGACAAAAUUGGGCUCAUACCCUGCCAUGAUAUG
Molecule: messenger RNA, 520 nt
Organism: Coniophora puteana RWD-64-598 SS2
Lineage: Eukaryota; Fungi; Basidiomycota; Agaricomycetes; Boletales; Coniophoraceae
Product: histone-fold-containing protein
Exons: 4
Coding region: 98-409 (103 amino acids)
Biological process (GO): nucleosome assembly
Cellular component (GO): nucleosome
Molecular function (GO): structural constituent of chromatin; DNA binding; protein heterodimerization activity
Source: RefSeq, a predicted model, not a curated record